Messenger RNA from Nakaseomyces glabratus, 1905 nucleotides. It is a transcript of the gene AVL9, whose product is annotated as Avl9p. NCBI's taxonomy places the organism in Eukaryota, Fungi, Ascomycota, Saccharomycetes, Saccharomycetales, Saccharomycetaceae. The record is from RefSeq and is a predicted model, not a curated record. Gene Ontology annotation, cellular component: cytoplasm.
AUGCAUUCGGAUAGCAGUGCUAUCCUUGGUGUGUGUCUGGUGGAUUUUCACCACAAACGUGGGCCUGAAGUGGAGUACUGGGAAGGGCUGGAUGACACAGGAAUAGACUCUCAGCACCUAUGGCCGAAUUUGCCCUUCCAGGCACUACCUGAUGGGUCCCACUCUUUCAAGGAGACAUUUACCUAUUUUACUUUGCUCUACGACAGCGUAAACAAGUGUUCGCCUCCUUCAAACUCUAGUAACGAGCUAGGGGAAAACUCUGAGAACUACACCACGGUUUUUGCAAUCUCUUGCUCCAGACAGAUAAAAUCAGAUGAGCUGAUAGCGAAGGAUGAGGACGUCACAAGAUCAACUGUACAAAAAGCAGUAGUAGUGAUUUCUUUUGAACCGAUAUUUGGGCAGAUUAAAGAUAAACUAAGCAUUGUAACGAACGCUUUCUUUAGGCAAAAAGAUUUCUCGGACAGAGCUAUUAUCUCAUCUCUUUACGACAGCCUUAAGGCCACAUAUAUGCCCUCUGAUGUGCCGUCACCUGCAAACUUUAGCCAGAGAGAAAAUCAACUUUAUGUUGGGCUAUGUUUGCGCAAAAUACUACAUGACUUCAAUAGGAAUGCUCUGGUGUUACUGAAGGCGUUGCUUUUAGAGAAGAAAAUUGUUUUCUAUGGGAGCAACGUCGAGGCACUAUGUAACCUACAAUUUGGACUGAUAAGUCUGAUACCGAAUUUACUCUCCAGUUUGCAAACUUCCGCAUCUCCUGUGCUCUCUAACUCAUAUGAAAACGUUACCGUGGCAGACUCAUUCAAAUCAAGCGAUAGAUUGUCUGUCUUAAAAUUUUUGGGUUUUCCUUUACAUAUAUUUGAAAAAGGUGGGCUAUUCUCUCCUUAUACUCCGCUGCAACAAGUUAGCGAGAUUCGUUCUCCAGCCACCAAGUUUUUUAUGGUAGGUACGUCAAAUAAGUUACUUGCAGAACAGAAAACGGACAUUUGUGAUAUAUUCGUUAACAUAGAUGAUGCCACUGUGGAGUUCUUGAACAAAGAGUUGGGAUCCGCACUGCAAUUGUCAGGUCAAGAUAUUAAGUGGAUGGACACAAUAUGUAAUGUAGUUAAAACUACAUGGAACGAAAAUGAUGACGAAACUCCAAAAAACUCUCAGUUUGAAGGCAGUGAGGAUUUCAUUAGAUGGCAAUUUGAAGAUUAUUUAGUAGGACUACUAUCUAGCGUCAAACUUUAUGAUUACAUAGAAGAUCAUAAGGGAAAUCAGACCGCCAUGAAGUCUCUACCAGAUGAGUUUGUGAACAAUGCUCCAAUAAAUUCCUUCAAUAUUAACUGGGUUAAAAAAUGGAAAGAAACCCAGAACUUCAAUCUGUUUAAUAAAGUAACAGAUGAUAGACUCUUUGACCUGUUUACACCAAAGCAUAUAUGCAAUGAAAAGGAUCCAUUUGCGGAAUUUCAAAAGAAGAUAGCAGCAACUUUCCAGAAUUUGAAAAAGAACACUACUCCGUCAAAUAAUAUUAGCAAUAAUUCAAGUCAAGCCAAGCUUGCCGAUUCAAGUAGUAAUAAAUCCUCAAACAGUUUAGCAGAUACUAAGGAUAAUUCUUCUAGGUCUGGAUCAAAUGGAAAAGAGCCUCAAAAGAUAUGGUCUACGUGGAAAGAGUAUUUCCAGAAUAUAAGUAAGAAAAAUAAAGAUAAAGGCAAUGAUAUUGUCAAGCCUACACAAGACCUGAAAAAUAGUGGUUCAACCGAUAAAGCUAUUGGCACAGCCCUUUUCAGUCUUGGUCUGAAGCCCACAACUCUUUUGUCAAACCCUGAUAAUGUAGAAGAAGUUGCAGACCAUGAAGAUACUGAUAAAGAGAACGAAGGAGCAACAAAAGAGGAAAAGCGUUAUUUCACCGGGAAAGAUGCGCAAUGA